Morus notabilis is the source of this 2501-nucleotide messenger RNA. RefSeq names its product calcium-dependent protein kinase 8. Gene Ontology annotation, biological process: peptidyl-serine phosphorylation; protein autophosphorylation; intracellular signal transduction. The record is from RefSeq and is a predicted model, not a curated record. Gene Ontology annotation, cellular component: nucleus; cytoplasm. Gene Ontology annotation, molecular function: calcium/calmodulin-dependent protein kinase activity; calcium-dependent protein serine/threonine kinase activity; calcium ion binding. The transcript is spliced from 10 exons. NCBI's taxonomy places the organism in Eukaryota, Viridiplantae, Streptophyta, Magnoliopsida, Rosales, Moraceae. The coding region runs from base 341 to 1939 and encodes 532 amino acids.
GCGUCCGAAAAAUUGGAUUUAAGAGAGAGAGAGAAGAAAGAAAGAAAGAAAGAAAGGGGUGAAGAGUGAGAAAGAAGUGUCUGCAAAAGAGCUUUGACUAUUCUCUCUCGAAAUCCAUAUUCGUUUUCAAAUUCUUUACCUUCUCGAAACCUUUCAUUUCUGGCAUUUAAGUCAAACCUCAUCCUCUACUUCUUCCAAAAAAAAAAAACCUUCUAGGUUUUCCACGGGAUUCCUUCUCAGCUCCUGAGAAAAUCACCACGAGAUUCCCAGAUUUGAUUCCCGUCCAAAUCUAUUGAUAGAAAGUAGGGAAAUUUUGUAAAAAGAUUUGAGGGUUUGCUUAAUGGGAAAUUGUUGUGCAACGCCGAGCACUCCUUCCCGGAACGACCGGAAGAACAAGAAGAAACCUAAUCCCUUUGCGGGCGAUUAUGGUGUUGGUAAUGAAAAUGGAAGUGGGAACAAGCUCUGGGUCUUGAAAGACCCGACGGGUCGAGACAUUUCGGAGCAGUACGAUCUGGGUCGGGAGCUCGGGAGAGGCGAAUUUGGGAUCACGUAUCUGUGCAUGGAUGUUUCCACGGGCGAAAAGUUUGCUUGCAAAUCGAUAUCAAAGAAGAAGCUGAGGACUUCGGUGGAUAUCGAUGAUGUAAGGCGAGAAGUUGAGAUUAUGAAACACUUGCGAAAUCACCAGAACAUUGUGUCAUUGAAGGACACAUUCGAGGACGAAAGUGCAGUUCACAUUGUUAUGGAAUUGUGUGAGGGAGGCGAGUUGUUUGAUCGCAUUGUCGCGAGAGGGCAUUACACGGAAAGAGCGGCUGCAGCUGUUAUGAAGACAAUUGUUGAAGUUGUUCAGAAUUGUCAUGAACAUGGAGUGAUGCAUCGUGAUCUGAAACCUGAGAACUUUCUGUUUGCAAAUAAGAAGGAAAAUUCCCCAUUAAAGGCAAUUGAUUUUGGGUUGUCGGUGUUCUUUAAACCCGGUGAACGAUUUAAUGAGAUAGUGGGAAGUCCUUACUACAUGGCUCCAGAGGUUCUGAAACGGAACUAUGGUCCUGAGGUGGACGUUUGGAGUGCCGGAGUUGUCCUGUACAUAUUGCUUUGUGGUGUUCCUCCUUUUUGGGCAGAAACUGAACAAGGGGUAGCACAGGCAAUUAUUCGCUCAGUCAUUGAUUUUAAGAGGGAUCCAUGGCCUAGAGUCUCUGAUAAUGCGAAAGAUCUUGUUAAGAAAAUGCUUGAUCCAGAUCCAAAACGGCGACUUACAGCUCAGGAAGUACUUGAGCAUCCAUGGUUACAAAAUGCCAAAAAAGCUCCAAAUGUCUCACUGGGCGAGACAGUGAGAGCAAGGCUCAAACAAUUUUCUGUCAUGAACAAGCUCAAAAAACGAGCUUUAGGGGUCAUAGCUGAACAUUUGUCAGUUGAGGAAGUGGCUGGCAUAAAGGAGGCAUUUGACACGAUAGACAUCGGUAAGAAAGGCAAGGUAAAUCUUGAGGAGCUUAGAAUUGGCUUGCUCAAGCUUGGCCAGCAGAUUCCUGACCCGGAUCUUCAGAUCCUAAUGGAUUCUGCUGAUGUUGAUGGAGAUGGAACUCUAAACUAUGGAGAGUUUGUUGCGGUUUCAGUUCAUUUGAGAAGAAUGGCUAAUGAUGAGCAUCUUCAUAAAGCUUUUGCAUACUUUGAUCAAAACCGUAGUGGUUACAUAGAAAUUGAAGAGCUACGGAAUGCUUUAAAUGAUGAAGUUGACAGCAGUAGCGAGGAAGUCGUCAGUGCCAUAAUGCAUGAUGUGGACACAGAUAAGGAUGGGAGAAUAAGUUACGAGGAGUUUGCUGCUAUGAUGAAAGCUGGUACAGAUUGGAGAAAAGCAUCUCGUCAGUACUCGCGGGAAAGAUUUAACAGCCUCAGCUUGAAGUUGAUGAGGGACGGCUCUUUACAAUUAACCAACGAGGGUAGAUAAACCAACACUUGUCAGAAAUCGAAUGACGCUAAAAAUCAGAAGAAUUUCUUUAUUUUUAUUGGUUUUAUGAAAUUGUUGUAUUAUUAUUAUUAUUUUUUUUUUUUCAUUUCAUUUCCUCUAAUAGACCUUUGCAAUAGGUAGAACUAGAGUUAAGCUGCCUUAGUAAUCUCUCUGAAAUAUCCUUUAUGUUUAGGAUUUGUCUGUUUUGGGUCAGUUGCAGAAGAAAGAAAAGUGAAAUGUUGGAGAGAAGACGGUGAGAGUGUUGUUUUCGACCUCAAUUGUUUUUGUGGGUUGUAAAUAUUAUCAAUUGAAGGCCUAGUUGCCCUUUUGAUUUCAAAAUAAUAUUUCCAUUUGAUGCUUAGAAUUCUGCAUGUGCCGUUGAGGACAGCAGUCUCAACCGAAAUAUCUUGUUUGGACCGGAAACACAACAUGACAGCGGAUCCAUCAUCCAUAUCGGGAUUGAGCACAACCGGGCUUCAGGGUUGGAACGACGUAGGGUCAUUGCCGAAACCUAUAAUUGUUUAAAAAUUGGGGGGCACAAUGCAAAUUUAUAUUUUCUUAA